Molecule: messenger RNA, 1461 nt
Organism: Anopheles maculipalpis
Lineage: Eukaryota; Metazoa; Arthropoda; Insecta; Diptera; Culicidae
Exons: 5
Coding region: 1-1461 (486 amino acids)
Source: RefSeq, a predicted model, not a curated record
AUGAUCUUCUUUCCGAGGACAACAUCCCUGGUGCAGUGGUGGUGUAUUUUUAUACUCUACACACAACGCACCGAUUGUGCAUCGUUCUUCUCAAAUGCCGAACCAAUGGCAGCGAGUCUAUUAUCGCUGUGCGGAGAGAGCGGCGAAUCCAGUGAGCAGUAUGUCAGCGAUAAGGGUCCCGCUUCUAGUAUGUUACUUGCCUUACGCCCGGAGCAUGGCAAGGCGUCACCGUCAUCGGCUACUUCCUGCAAACGCCAAUUCCGGGCACCCGAUGCGUACAACUUCUUCGUUCGAUUGCAGCGCGUUUCAGGCAUGGGCCCUCGCAGUUCGGCAGGCAGAAAGUACAACGGCAACAAGUCUAGCAACAGCACCCAUAGCUGCCCCCUAACGAUUUCCCAAUCGGCAAACGGUGAGGUGUUGCCCUCGUGGCGCCUGGAUCCAUGCCUGCUGGAAACGACCGGCACGCAGGAAGAACCGAUGCGUCUGCUGCAGGGCAAGCUGAACAUUGUCUGGAGCCACGAUGGAAAUGCGCCCAACUAUCGACUGCAGAUCACGGUGGUCGGGCAGGGUGCGGUUUGUGUGGAGCGAGAUAAGCAUUCCUGUCUGGAGUAUGUCGGUACGCCGCUGCUUUGCAUUGCCCGGGAACUGGUGUGCGACGGAUUGCCAAACUGUCCGCCGAUCGGUAGUGAAGUUAGCGACGAAAACGAGGCUAUGUGCAUAAAGCACCGACAGCAGGAGUAUUCGGAAAAUCCCGUUCAUUCCGUAUUUCGUCAUUACAUCCAAAAUACGAUCAAGUCAUUCUUUGGCGGCGAGCCAAAAGAGCUACCUUCGAAACCGUCCUACGGUGAGAUAGACAUUGCGCUGGAGCAGAAGUUUGGUGCCAUGUACCCGCCAGCACCGCCGGUGUCACCGUUCCCAUCGGCCACGCCCGAACCGACCGUACCACCGAAAAAGCAACGCAGCAGCCUAACCGGACUCUCCAAAUAUGGCCCGUGGGGUUACCUGUUCCUGGGAAUGCUCAUCUGCGGUGGUGCGUUGCUAAUUUGCGGUCUCUGGGAAUGCUGUUGCCGAUCUCACAAACCGGAGCACAGUGCGGACGAUUCCCUACCCGAUCAAGUGCCCUCCUUUCUGCAAACAUCGUCCCCAGCCGACGGUGGUGGUACCGGACGACCCGGUUUGACCACCGGUGACAGUCCCUCCAGCCACAAUCUACCUCACUAUGGCGAGCUUGAUCCACCGCCCGCUUACUCGGUGCUGUUUCCCACUCAGAAGCCGGCCGAUGGCAAUGAGUUACCGGCGACUGCCGAGACCGCACAGAACAAUAGUCCUAGUAGCAUUAGCGAUACCAAUAACAGCUCUGUGGGUGACGAUGGGCAUUCGGGGAUGGCAGAUGAAGAAGGCGUAGUAGUUGCAUCCGAAGCACUACCGGAUCCGGAUUCCUCUUCCUCCACCCUUCCUUAG